UGCUGUUACUGCUUGCUCUGACGUCACGACAAGGCCGUGGUCAACGGGCAAUGGCAACAGAUACAGACACACAGUAGAGUGCCGUAUAUAUUGGGGGCGAGAGCUCUUAUCGCCAUCAUCGCCAUCAAAGCAAAUCAACGCGCAAUGCGCAAAUAAUAAUAAACAACAAUAAUCCGAAAUUAAAUCUUAAAUAAUAUUGGAGUUAUUUUUAUUUGAAAUGUGGAUGCUGUUGCUGCUGCUGGGUGUGCUCUUGGUGUUAGAUGCUGCUCCUCGACAUAGCCACGCCCACUAUACCAGUGGCGAUGUGGUUUAUCAUACGUUACCACACUUCUGGACGGGCGUCGGUUUCUGUCCGGCGGGUGAAAUCAAUCAUGGUGGCAUCAGUGCCACCUUGGAGUCAACAGCAAUGCAGCUGAAUCUUCGCCAGAUUGCUGCACUGCCCGUGGGAGCAAUCACACACAUACGCAUUCAUUGGCUGUUGGAGCUAGUGGAGUUUCUCGAAUAUAGCACGGAGGGCGUGCCCCGUUAUGAAUUUGAAAAGUUUGAUAAGUUUGUGGAUUUGCUGCAGGAGUUGCAUUUAUCGCCGGUUGUGGAAUUUAUGGCGAAUCCCGGUCAUGUAUUCACUGCCAAUCCCGAACGCAAUUGGUUCCUCUGGGAGCAUUUUGUGAAGACCAUCAUCAAUCACCAAAUAGCUCGUCAUGGCGCAGCUCGCUUGUCCAACUGGCGCUUCGAGACGUGGAACGAACCGGAUUUGCGCAACUAUAAUCGCAUCAAUUUCACGGCCGAAUCCUAUUUGGAAUAUGUGCAGGCGGUGCGUCGUGGCCUGAGCAAAGCUGGCGGCAGGCGUAAGUCCAAGCGGCAACAGCAGCUCUAUCGUGCCCUGCGUGGUCCAGCUGGCCUGUUCAAGUCGGAGGAGCGUCAUCCGCUGUGCUGGCAGUUGUUGGAUGUAUGCAAUCAGGAGCUGGCCAAGUGUCCCAUCGAUAUACUCACCUAUCAUCGCAAGGGGCUCGAUGGCAGCGCCACAGAAAUACUCAAUGGAUCGCUGGUCUUGCUCUCCAACAUAUAUCAGGAUUAUCCCCAGCUGCAGCAUCUGCCGGUGGCCAAUGAUGAGGCCGAUCCAAUUGCGGGCUGGAGCACGCCGAGGGACUUCCAAGCGGAUGUGCGUUAUGCGGCCACUUUGAUGUCAACCGUGAUGCUCCAUUGGCAUGCCAAGCUCGCUGGAGGAGUGAUGUCCCAACUGGAGUCGAUUAGUCAUGACAAUGCCUUUCUCAGCUAUCAUCCAUACGAGUUUAGCCAGCGCACUUUGUUGGCCCACUUUCGAAUGAAUGAGACCCAACCGGCGCACUCGCAGUUCGUGCAGAAGCCCGUCUAUGCGGCGCUUGGCAUGCUGGCUAAGUUGGGCACUCGAGCGGCAGAUCUGGAGCUAGUGAAUAUGGAUAGCAAGCACAGUGUGCAGGUGCUGCGCACCAUCUCUGGCAAUGGCAUAGCACAAUAUAUGGCGACAAUAUUCCUCAGUCCCGAGCAGGCGGGACCGCAGCUGACUGCGUAUCACCACAAGUACACGCUGAACAUGUCCAUCGCAAAUGAAUCGGCAUUCAUCACGGAGCUGCUGGUGCCGUACAGCACAGAUCCGGUGCAUGUGUGGCAGCUGUCUGGGAGUCCGGCAUAUCCCAAUGCCACGUUACGCGAGGCAAUGCGACGGACGCAGACACCCAGGCUAUACGAGACGGGACCCAUUUGGCAGUACAACAGCGAACUGGUUGUCAACUCGGCCAGUUUACCCUUGCCCUGGGUGAUGUUGCUACGCGUCUGUUCGGCGGCGUGGCCCAAACUUAAGCGUCCACAGCAACUGGAAAUUGUGGAGGUUACGCACCGGGAGGUCUUCAUCAGUUGGAGCGAACAGGCGCGCUCCACACAAUGCCUGAAGAGCUACGAGGUGUGGUUCAGAGAGCGAGCCGCAUCCGAUUGGCAACUUAUCUCGAAGGGCUGGCAUCUGCCGUAUCCAUCAUUUCAAUAUGCGCCCGGCCUGAAUGCCAGCGUCAACGGUUUCUAUAAGGUGCGCGGCGUGGAUGUGUUUAAUGAGAGCAGCGCCUUUUCGCAAAUAGUCGAAUAUCUGGAGUUAUAAUUUUAGCAAACGACUUUAUCAAAAAACAAAAAAAAAACAAAACGUAUACAUAUAUAGAUAUAUAUAUUGUAUGGGUUUAAAUAACAUAUCGUGCAUAUUAGAUGAAACAUAAUCAGGCUUUGCUGGCGCUGUUCUCUCUCUUUCUCUCUCUCCAAAAUUCUUCGCACUCUCAAGUUUCUCGCUCAUACAACUUUCUGGAAUGGAGCUGUUUACACAAAUGGGGCACAAAUCUUCCGAGCAGCGCAGCGUCUUGUCUCAAAUACAAGUAUCUCAAAUACAUAAAUAUCUAUAUAAAUAUAUAUAUAUAUAUAGAACAUAA
Drosophila grimshawi is the source of this 2444-nucleotide messenger RNA. Its product is annotated as alpha-L-iduronidase. The transcript is spliced from 5 exons. Gene Ontology annotation, biological process: carbohydrate metabolic process. Bases 218 to 2125 code for a protein of 635 amino acids. Gene Ontology annotation, molecular function: protein binding; L-iduronidase activity. The record is from RefSeq and is a predicted model, not a curated record. NCBI's taxonomy places the organism in Eukaryota, Metazoa, Arthropoda, Insecta, Diptera, Drosophilidae.